Messenger RNA from Mercenaria mercenaria, 8065 nucleotides. RefSeq names its product peroxisomal membrane protein 11C-like. Gene Ontology annotation, biological process: peroxisome fission. The coding region runs from base 20 to 742 and encodes 240 amino acids. The transcript has 4 exons. Lineage: Eukaryota; Metazoa; Mollusca; Bivalvia; Venerida; Veneridae. The record is from RefSeq and is a predicted model, not a curated record. Gene Ontology annotation, cellular component: peroxisomal membrane.
UUAGAAAACGAAAACGAAAAUGGAUACACUGGUGCAGUUGAUAGGGAGUUACAGAGAACGUGACAAGUUGAUAAGAUUAUGUCAGUAUGUUGCACGAUUCCUGGCAGGUACGGCACAGACUGGUAUGGGAGUCAGGCUCAGCACUGUUGCUCAGGAGUUCGGAAAAUGUCGUACAGUUUUAAGGUUGUUUGAUGAUAUACCCAUGCUAGCUUACACACUACACUAUGGUUUAGGGAAAAAGGAAUCAAACGGAUGGAUGCGGUUCCUAACACUUGUGGGUAACUGUGCCAACCAGCUGUACUUCCCAUUGGAGCACGUGUCAUGGUGCGCCCAGAAUAAGAUUAUUGAUAGGCCACAUACCAAGUGGGCGAUAGCUUGUAUAGCAGCAUGGGCAGUGUCACUGUUCUCGGAAAUACUCAAAGCCGUCAGUAGGAUUUACAUGAUCAGAAAUGCCCAGAGAAGGCUGCUGAAAGAACAACAGCUCGUGGCAAAGAAUGAAAGCGAUUCUACUGAAAUGACUGCAAGCAUCAAGAACCAGAUUCGAGCUUUAAAAGCACAGGAGAUGGACAAUUAUUUGGCAGUUGUCGAAAAUAGUGCCGAUUUUACCAAUGCUAUCAACUGGCUCCCGGCUGGUUACUUCUGGUCUGGCAAGUUUCCGUCCAGGUUUUGUGGUGGCAUGGGGAUCAUUUCAUCCGCGAUAAAAUUAUAUCGCAUACACAGUGCAAAAUCAAAAGUUUCGUAACUGGAAUUUAAUCCGUUGACUCCAUAUUUUUAAAAAUGCAUAAUCUUUACUUUUAAUGUUAUUGUUGACAUAUUUAACAUAGUGGUAGAUCAAUGAAAAUCAGAAUUAAUUUUGAUUAAUGAACAUAACUGACUAAAAAGUGUCAGUUGAGUUAGUGACAAAUAGUAUACAAUUAGUUUUUCCAUAAAAAUUGCUAAAAUAAUCGUUUAACAUUUAGUCUGCUGGCGGCAAGUGGUUUUGAUUUUGAGACCAGUGCCAACCAAGAUCAGCCUGCACAGGCUGAACUUGGUCCGCACUGUUCACUAUUCAAUCAGUAAACUUUCAGUGAACAUCACUUAGAAUAAUAAGUGGGUCAGCACAGAUAGAAUAACGGAACAGUCCAUUUUAGACAUAUAGCAGGGUAAUGGUUAAUGGGAAGGUUUAUGCAUUAUAUGUGCCAUUUUAAUCUUUCAGUAUUUGUACGAUUUUUGAUGUCUGCUUUCAGUAUCACCCCAUCUCAUCAUCCCUUUAAAACCAGUUCUAGACCCCAAAACCCAUUCUUCUUCUCCCAUACCCACAUAAGUAUUUCCUUUUCGACAAAAUUUUAAAAAACUAAAUAAAUUAAUUAAUUUAGAUAGUUUUACCUGGCUCCAGCAGCAAAGCAGAUUUUUUCAGUACCCAAUAAUUGACAGAUAUUGGCAAUGACUGACUGAAACUAGAGAUGCUUUUGAGAAAAGCGCAUGCCUCCCACAACUGCCUUCUUUGUCUGGAUUGUUCAGACAAAUGGUUCCUAUCAAAAAUGUCUAGAUGGUCUUGAUGAGUGGAUCCAAUCAGUAAUUCAAGGGCCAUAAUUCAAAAGUGCCUGGGCAGAUUUGGCUAAUUAUCAAAUUUGGCAGAGGUCUUAUGGUCAAACACAUUUUGUUCAAGUUUGGGGAAGAUCGGAUGAGAAAUGUUCGACUUAAAAUGCGGACAAGCUUUGUGACAGACAGACACACACACACACAGACAGACACACAGACAGGAGUAAAUUAAUAUGUCUCCUACACCACUGUGUGGUGGGAGACAUAAUUAGAUGUAAUUCAAUGAAAUUGAUUCAUACCAUAAGUAGUCAAGAUGAUAGGUAAAAACUGUUUAAGGUAUACCAACAUAUUUUUUCGUCUAAAAUUGUUGGCCCUUAAUCGUAUUUGAGUCAGAACCAUUUGGCUCAAAAGCAUUUACACCUAAGGAACAAUCUUAUAUUCUUUAUUUUUAUUUAUUUUUUUAUGUUCCCGAAGGGAGGCAUAUUAGUUUUCAACUGUCCGUUCGUUCGUUCGUUAGUUCGUUAGUUUGUUUGUUCGUUCGUCACAACAUUAACUUUUUGCAUGAAGGCACUUUACUCGCAAACCACUGCACCCAGGAUCUUCAAACUUCACAUGCUGAUAGUACUUAUUGAGUACACCACCCAUACUGACUUUGGGGUCACCAGGUCAAGGUCACAGGGGCCAGCGUUAACUUUUUGCAUGAAGGCACUUUACUCGCGAACCACUGCACCCAGGACCUUCAAACUUCACCUGCUGAUAGUACACCACCCCUACUGACUUUGGGGUCACUAGGUCAAAGGUCAAGGUCACAGGGGCCAACGUUACCUUUUUGCAUGAAGGCACUUUACUCGCGAACCACUGCACCUAGGACCUUCAAACUUCACCUGCUGAUAGUACUUAUUGAGUACAACACCCCUACUGACUUUGAAAUCACCAGGUCAAAGGUCAAGGUCACGGGCCAACGUUAACUUUUUGCAUGAAGGCACUUUACCCGCAAACCUCUUCACCCAGGACCUUCAAACUUCACAUGCUGAUAGUACUUAAUGAGUACACCACCCCUUCUGACUUUGGGGUCACCAGGUCAAAGGUCAAGGUCACAGGGGCCAACGUUACCUUUUUGCAUGAAGGCACGUUACUCACGAACCACUGCACCCAGGAUCUUCAAACUUUGCAUGCUGAUAGUAGUUACUGAGUACACGACCCCUACUGACUCUGGGGUCACCAGGUCAAAGGUCACGGUCACAGGGGCCAACGUUAACUUUUUGCAUGAAGGCACUUUACUCACGAACCUCUUCACCCAGGACCUUCAAACUUCACGUGCUGAUAGUACUUAUUGAGUACACCACCCCUACUGACUUUGGGGUCACCAGGUCAAAGGUCAAGGUGCUGCGGGGGACAUUUGUCACCAUUAAUGACAGCUCUUGUUUUUUUUUCAUUAAAAAAAAUCCAAAGAAAAUGUUAAGCUUUUACAAGAUUGUUAAACAGUCCCAUGUAACCCUUUGAAUCAUUUGCUUUCAUGUGAGAUAUAGUGUUAAUAGUUAAUAUAGAUUAAAAUUUAAAUUUAUACAUUGUCAUGAAUUUUCCAAUUUUUUUUAAAUUGGAAUAGUGAAGAAAGAAACACCGGUCCUGCCUUAUCAUGUAAAUUUCGUAAUUUUUGAAACCAUUACUGAGGCAAUAUUUAUCAAUGUUUAUAGUCUAAAGUUUAGACUUAGACAAUAAAUAUUCAGUUUACAAGUCAAAUAAAUUUUAUUUAUUAACUUUUUUGGAAUUUCCCUUGCCUUGAACUAAAUGAAAGAUAGGACAUUAAAUUCUGAAUGCCUGACUUUUCACUUGAGUUUGCUAAAGUGAUGUUUGUGAGUUUAUGAGUUUUUUUAUAUUGACAGAUAUUGCUGUUUAAAAGCAGUAGUUUGUAUAAUAAAAUAAUUUUUUUUUUGUAUCGAAGGUAUUCACAAUGUAUUUAUUUUCACUACUUUUGAUUAUUUUGAAAGCAAAUAUGACCCAUCUAAAGGUCGACAAGAUAUUUUGUUGAGCUCAAGUCAAUACUUGAAAAAGAAAAACUAGCUGAGAUGUAUCUGUGAUGUCAUGUUAUAAAACACUGACUGAAUUGCUUGCUGGUCAAUAUUCAAAAUUAUUGAACCGCUGCCCUUUGUACAUUGGGCAAUAGUUUUUACUAUAGACCAGCAAGCCAUUCACUACGUCUUUAAUUUUUACUACAGGUAUGUCGGCCAAAACUACAGAUCAUUGGUUCUAAAAUGAGCCGCGCCAUGAGAAAAUCAACAUAGUGUGUUUGCGACCAGCAUGGAUCUAGACCAGUCUGCGCAUCCGCGCAGUCUGGUCAGGAUCCAUGCUGUUAGCUUUCAAAGUCUAUAGAGAAACCAUUAGCGAACAGCAUGGAUCCUGACCAGACUGCGCAGAUGCGCAGGCUGGUCUGGAUCCAUGCUGGUCGCAAAGCCACUGUGUUGGUUUUCUCAUGGUGCGGCUAAAAUAACUUUUUAUGUUAAAAGUAGUGACAGUUAUUCUAGAACACAGAGCAAGUUGUUUUAUUAAGUCUUAAAGAUAUAUUGUUGCCUAUCAAAUGCUCUAUAAAAAUUAUUGUUAUAAUAAACAGAUAGUUAUAUCAGCUUGUGUUAUUCUUUCUUCUUUUAACAGUUUUGUUGUUCAACAUUAACCAGUACUCCUGUUAACAACACCAUUUAAAAAAAAAAUAGGCUAAAUAAAAUAUUAGUGAUAAUACCAUGAAAACAGGGGUGCAUAUCUUAUAUCUUGAACAUGGUAAAGCGCCCGCCCGCUUAACUCAGUAGGGAAAGUGUUGAUCUACAGAUCGCAGGGUUACGAGUUCAAUCCCAGGGCAGGGCAUAUGUUCUCCCUGACAAUUUGAUAAAAGUAAUUGUGUCUGAAAUCAUUUGUCCUCCACCUCUGAUAUUUCACGAGUGGAAGUUGGCAGUUACUUACAGAGACGGUUUGUGCUGGUACAGUAUCCAGGAACACUGGUUAGGUUAACUGCCCGCCAUUACAUGACCAAAAUACUGUUGAAAAAGGCCUUAAACCCAAAACAAACAAACAUGAACAUGAUAGGGCAGUAAAUCAAGAUCUUCAAACUUGAUCUUCUUUCUAACAACAUUGUCAUGGUGAGUUCUCGUGUACUACAUGAAGUGUUUGUUCUCAAGUGGUCAAGGUCACUGACCUUGAAUCACUUGCCCCUUAACUUCUUACAUUCAAGCCUCACUUGGUGCACUGAAUUCUUCAUGUGAGAAAGCCAUCACGCUGACUUUGCCGAGGUUGGUGGUUUUACAGACUGAGGUGCCUGCCUAUGAUGAAAAAAUGCAUGGAAGGGCAAUUGGGAUGUUCUUCCACCAUUAACCCUUACAAUGCUAAAUUUCUAUAAUGGACUGGUCCAUCUUCCAAUUUUGACAGUACCAUUUAUCAUUUGAAGGGAUGUUUACUGAAAAUUUACUGACUGAAUAGCCAACAGUGCAGACCAUUAUAAGACUGCAUGGAUGUGCGGGCUAAUCUUGGUCUACACUGGUCCCAAAGGCAAAAUCAAUCAUAAGGCUAAAGCUGGAAAUCCCAAUAUGACUUGGGCCUAAAAAAACAAGAGCUGUCACUAUUGGUGGCAAAUGCCCCCAAAGUAUGCCCAAGAAUGCCAUAGUUGUAUCCGUAAAAAAAAUCACAUCAUUUUGUCACCUUGACCUUGACCUUAGAGGCUUGGAUCAUAAGCGUGACACACCUUAAUAUGGUUAACAUUUGUGUCAAUUUUUUUUUCAAAUCCCUUGAUAAAUGGCAGUGUUAUGGACCAGACAAGAAUCACCUUUGACUUCUAAGUGUGACCUUGACCUUAGAAGUAGGGGUCUUGGUCUUAUGCAUGACACCUCAUCUCAUUAAAGGGAACAUUUAUGGCAAGUAAUUUCAAAAUCCCUUCAUCAAUGGCAGAAUUACGUAUGACCUAAUGACCUAAUACGAAACAGACCAUUUAUACUUUGACCUCUAAGUGUGACCUUGACCUUGAAGCUAGGGGUCCGGGUCUUCCGUAACACACAUCAUCUCUUUAUGAGGAACAUUUAUGCCAAGUAAUUUCUAAAUACCUUUAUGAAUGGCAGAGUUUCGGACCGGACACAAAACAUACCCUGUUAAUCUUUGACUUCUAAGUGUGACCUUGGCCUUGGAGCUAGGGGUCUGAAUUUAACCGCGCAUGACACAUGUUUCAUCAUGGUAAACAUUUAUGCAAAGUUAUUUCAAAAUCCCUUCAUGGAUGGCAGAGUUAUGGACUAGACAAGAACAGACCAUGUUAACAUUUGACCUCUAAAUGUGACCUUGACCUUUGAGCUAGGUGUCUGGAUUUUCUGCAUGACAGUUUGUCUCAUCAUGGUUAACAUUUAUGCAAAGUUAUUUCAAAAUCCCUUCAUGGAUGGCAGAGUUAUGGACCGGACACAAAACAGACAAUUUUACAUUUGACCUCUAAGUGUGACCUAGACCUUGGAGCUAGGGGGCUGGGUCUUCCGCAUGACAUGUUGUCUCUUUAUGGAGAACAUUUAUGCAAAGUUAUUUCAAAAUCCCUUGAUGAAUGGAAGAGUUACAGUUCGGACAAGAAUUUACCAGACUCGCACACACAUGGACGGAUGGACAGUGUGAUUUUUAUAUGCCCACCUUCAUUAUAAAGUAUAUAAGGCCUAAUGGUAAGUUUAAGUUUGUUCCAAGCAGUUUACAUCUCAGUUCAUAGGCUAUGAACCCUAUUAAAAAUAUUUAUGCAUGCAUGAUCAUGGUCUGCACUGUUUGCUAUUCGGUUAGUAUUAUUUUCAGUGAACACCCUUUAAAUAGUAAAUGGUACUGCCCAAAUUGAAUGAUAGACCAGUCCAUUUUAGAAAUUUAGCAGGGUAAAGGUUAAAUCCUUAAAUGUAAAUUUCAUCCUUGGUUAGUUAAAAGUAAAUAGAUGAGGCUUAUUUUCUAUAUGGCCAUUUUUGACAGAAGGCAAUGUGCCUGAAGUUAUUCCUUGUCCACCUUUGAUACAUGAGGCGAAGUUGUCAGCUACUUGUGAUAAACAAGUCAGUACUGGUGCAGAAUUAGAGAAUACUGUUAGCGCCACUAACAGUGUUCUUUUCCUACUGUGCUUUCAGCAAAGGGCCUGUACUCUUGCUGAAAUCAUAACUGUUCUCUAUAUACCAUUACCUCCCCUGUUUCCACUUUGCAAAUAUGAAGAAUAUAAAAGAAUGAAUUCAAUAUUGACAUUUUAUUGCACAAAAUACAUCUACAAUAUAUCAACAACACUUAAGUUUGGUCAAAAAUAUCACUGUUAUUUACACAUAAAAAAAAAGUUGUUUCUAGGAUGCUGUAAUACUGUGAAAUCAUUAAAUUUCGUGGUCAUGAAACUUUGUGGUUUUGGUCAAAACGGCAAUUUCGUGGGGAUAUGAAUUCGUGGAUUUCAACUUUUGAACAUAAAAUGAAUGGGAAUUUUACUUGUUUGUUGGGAUUAAAUUUCGUGAAUGGACUCAACCACGAAAUCCUCAAAAAUUAGUCCCCCACGAAUAUUAAUGAUUUCACAGUAACACAAAUAGUGCAUGAAACGUCUGAAAUAAUUUUCAGAGUAGGUAGUGGUGUAUUGUAUACACCAGACAUACCAGAUUUACUGAUGUUGGUUAAUUGAUUAAUGAAUCAUUACUGGAACUGCAUGUACUGUACAAUCUGAGCGUAACCUGAAGUAUCCAACAAGGUUGGGAAAUAUGUCAUUUCAUACGGUACUUCAACAAAUAGUUGAAAAUGUUGUUUACAGAUACAUAAAUAACUGAGCAUUUAGUUAGUCAGUUGUUCUUUGUGGUAUUUACCAUAAAAUCAUUUAUUUUCAGGGAAAUGAAAUUUUGUGGAAUUGGCCAAAAUUAUUAUUUCAUGGAGAUUUGAAUUCAUAGAUUUCAAUGUCAGAAGAUCAGAAUGAGUGAGCAUUUUGUUUGCUCAUCUGGGAGAAAAUUUUGUACCUUGGCAAAACCAUAACAUCCAUGAAAGUACUGUAAAGGCACAUAUUAUCGCCAAGCCGAAAUUUUGCGCAUUUGUAAUUUUGAGUAUGUUUGCAGGUUUUGAUAUUUGCGAAAUUGUAAAAAUGGUAUCUUACUUGAAUUUGAAUACUACUACACGUAAUAAAUAUUUGCAAGAUGAUUAAUUUUCGUAAAAUGUAGGGCCUCGCGAACAUAGCAAAAUUUAAACAUGUGUGAAAAUUUCUGAUUUUACAGUAAGUCCCCCUUAAACAUGACUGAUGCUACAGUAUCUCAUUUUGUUUGUAUAUGGUCCACAUUUUUACUAUCACUGGUGUCACGUCAAACAUAAAUUUCACAAUUAAAUUCAAUAACAUUUUGAGUCAUUCCAUAUUUUGUUCCUAUUUCAGUUAUCAUAAGAUUUAAACAUAUGUCCAAAAAUUCCAUGCAAAUUUCGCCUCCUUGAAAAUAAUCUCCAUCUGAAAAUCAGAUAUUUUCAAGAUGCCAAAAGUUAACUAUUCCAAAACACAAGUUAGCUUGCGAGGUAGAAUAUAUGAGUUGUACAACCAACUUGUGAAAUACAAAAG